Molecule: messenger RNA, 4891 nt
Organism: Capsella rubella
Lineage: Eukaryota; Viridiplantae; Streptophyta; Magnoliopsida; Brassicales; Brassicaceae
Product: symplekin
Exons: 27
Coding region: 161-4546 (1461 amino acids)
Source: RefSeq, a predicted model, not a curated record
UCAGAAACGGAAAUCAGUUCAAUUGUUCGUAUAUCAGAAAUAAAACGAAUCUCCAGCGUCCUUGUCUCUAAACCCUAUGCUAUAGAAGAAGAAGAAGAGACAUGCGUAUCCAUCGAAGCUCUGGGCACUAGUGUAUAAUAUCGAGUGUUUGAAACCGGGGAUGGUUGGAAUCAUGGCUUCGUAUUCAAGAGAAAGGCUUGAAGGUCUCGCGAGUUCCGCCAAAUCAGCCACGGAAUUGCCUCCGAAGCUGCAACGCUUGCGCAAUCUGCGCCGGGAUUUGCAAAGAGACGAACCCGUUUUUCCCACCGAGCUGCUUCCUCACCUUUUCGAUCUUCUCUCCGAUCAAUUUGGCGCUGUUCGCAAGUUUGUCGCCGAGAUACUUGGUGAAAUUGGAUUGAAAUAUGUAGAAUUAUUACCUGAAAUAGUGCCCAUUUUAAUUAAGUCUCUAGAAGACGAGACUCCAGCUGUGGCCAGGCAGGUCAUUUCUUGUGGAGCUGACUUAUUCCGUUCCACCCUCGAAAAAGUGGCAGUUCAGGGUUUGCAUUCUAGUGAGUUGAAUGAUCUUCUUGAAUCUUCGUGGACAUGGAUGAUUAAGGUUAAGGAUGAAAUAUGCUCAGUGGCUUUCAAGCAAGGAAACAGUGGUGUUAAAUUAUGCGCUAUGAAAUUUGUGGAAGGACUUAUUCUUUUGUAUACACCUCAUGAAGUUACCUGUCCUGAAGGAAGUGAAGCAGAUUUUAAUAUAACUAUCCUUCGUGGGGGACAUCCUGUUUUAAAUAUUGGAGACUUGUCGAUUGAGGCCAGCCAGAAAUUGGGUUUACUGCUUGAUCAGCUUAGGCACCCGGCAGCUAAAUCUCUAAAUAGCUCAACGAUUGUUGUUCUCAUUAAUAGUCUUUCAUCAGUUGCAAGGAAACGUCCUGCAUAUUGUGGACGUAUUCUACCUGUUCUACUUAGCUUGGAUCCCCUAAGCUUUCUCAAAGGAGUGCAUGGCGCUGCAGCAAAUCUUGCCUUGAAGACUGUAUUUCUCUCCUACUUGAAAUGUACACAUCCCGCUGCUGCACCGUGGAAGGAUCGGUUGAUCGGUGCUCUUAAAGAAAUAGAAGGUGGAUGUCGGGCAGGCAAAGCUAAAGAUAUUUUUUACAAGACUAACGGAAGCAUUCAGGACAAAGACAGUACAGAGGAUACCAAGGUAUCUGUGGACGAUAAUCCUCUAUGUGCUAGUUCUGAUGUUGCGGAAAGUAACUUUGGUAGGAAAAGAUCUGGAUCAGAAUACAAUAUUGAUCUAAAUGGAGAUGCGUUGAAUGGAAAACGUGCAAGAAUAACACCUUCUGUAUCAGAAGAAUCGACCGACGGAUUAAAUGGUAAUGAUGGUGGCUCUCUACCUCGGGUUGCUGCUACCUCAACCGGACCAAGUAAUAGCAGAGGAGUGAGUGAUACUGGACCGGUUCAGCAAUUAGUUGAUAUGUUCGGAACCUUGGUUGCUCAGGGUGAAAAAGCAAUUGGAUCUUUGGAGAUUCUUAUUAAAAGUAUUUCUGCGGAUUUGCUUACUGAUGUUGUGAUGGCUAAUAUGCAUAACAUUCCACCAAAUGGUUCUUCAUAUGCUGAUGGAACCAAUGAGUUGGUGAUGAAUAUGGGUAUAGUUGGUAGUGAUGCGCAAAUUAAAUAUCCCCCAUCAUUUGUAGCUGCUGUCCUUUCACUGUCAACUGCGUUCCCACCAAUUGCUGCUCUGAUAAAUCCUCGCAUACCGAAAACUGAAAAUGAAGAUGAAGAAGUCUUUGCUGUUCAUGUGGACCAGCAGAUGUUUCCUGCUGAAGAUGCAGUUCUUGAAACUGGCUUAUUAGCUUCUUCUGAUGCCUCUUUUCCAGAAAAUGAAGAUGACAGUAAUGUGUUUCCACCAAACGUGCAUUAUAUAAAGAAUAUAGAAAGUGGAAUCCCUGGAUUGGUCUCUUCUGCUCAACUUGAUGACAGUACCAUGAAUGUGGAGACUGCAACCAAGAAUCAAAAUGCGAGUUUCAGUGGAAAUCUUCUUGUCGAUGCAAUUCCUUCAAUGUCUGUGGAUAAGUCUGAGGAAUUUAGUCCAAAGGCGGCUGCCACAGAUUCCACCAGCUUGGUUUUGUCAACUGCAACUUCAGUUGCUUCUGCGCCCCAAUUUGUCUUGCCUAAGAUAUCAGCACCUGUUGUCGACCUUUCUGAUGAAGAGAAAGACAGUUUGCAGAAGCUGGUGUUUUUGCGCAUUGUUGAAGCAUAUAAACAAAUAUCAAUGUCUGGUGGUUCACAACUCCGUUUUUCUCUUCUUGCUCAUCUGGGAGUUGAGUUUCCUUCAGAGUUAGACCCUUGGAAAAUAUUACAGGAGCAUGUUUUGUCGGAUUAUUUGAAUCAUGAGGGACAUGAGCUGACUGUGCGGGUUCUUUACAGGCUAUACGGGGAGGCAGAAGCAGAACAAGAUUUCUUCUCGUCAACUACUGCUGCGUCUGCAUAUGAAAGUUUCUUGCUGACUGUGGCUGAAGCACUUAGGGAUUCUUUUCCACCGUCUGACAAAUCUUUAAGUAAAUUGCUUGGAGAUUCUCCACAUCUGCCCAAAUCAGUUCUGAAGUUGUUGGAAUCGUUUUGCUGUCCUGGAAGUGGUGAAGAAGUUCAAAAGGAUUUACAGAAUGGAGACCGAGUUACUCAAGGUCUCAGUGCUGUUUGGAGCCUUAUUUUAAUGAGACCUGGAAUCCGGAGUGACUGCCUGAAGAUUGCGUUGCAGAGUGCUGUUCAUCACUUGGAAGAGAUUCGCAUGAAAGCAAUCCGCCUGGUGGCAAACAAGCUCUAUUCUAUAUCAUUCAUUACGCAACAGAUUGAAGAAUUUGCAAAGAAUAGUCUAUUUUCCGUCGUAAGUUGCAUUUCUUCAGAGAGAGGAGAUGCUGAAACACGGAUUGAUGAUUGUAAUAAGAAGGAUCUUGAUCUGAAAAGUCCACCAAAUAAACCACAGCCCGUUAUUAGUGGUAUGGAUAUGCCCUCUGAAGCAACAUCAUCAGCUUCACUCUCUGAAGCUCAACGCUGCCUGUCACUCUAUUUUGCUCUUUGUACAAAGAAGCACUCCCUUUUUGUUCAUGUGUUCAGCAUUUACAAGAAUGCAUCAGAUCCUGUUAAGCAGGCUAUUCAUCUUCAAAUCCCAAUACUAGUUCGUACUAUGGGCUCAUCCUCUGAGCUUCUUAAAAUUAUAGGAGACCCACCAAGUGGGAGUGAGAACCUUCUAAUGCAGGUUCUUCAAACCCUCACUGAGGGGCCCACGCCUUCUUCAGAAUUGGUACUUACUAUAAGAAAGUUGUUUGAUACAAGAAUAAAGGAUGUAGAAAUUCUUUUCCCAAUUUUGCCGUUCCUGCCAAGAGACGAUGUUCUACGCAUUUUUCCACAUAUGGUGAAUCUUCCUAUGGAGAAAUUCCAAGUUGCACUUUCUCGUGUGCUGCAGGGAUCAUCUCAGUCUGGCCCAGUGCUUUCUCCAUCUGAAGUUUUAAUUGCUAUCCAUAGCAUUGACCCAGCAAGAGAUGGAAUACCACUUAAACAGGUCACAGAUGCAUGCAAUACCUGUUUUGCGCAGAGGCAGACAUUCACUCAACAGGUUUUAGCCAGCGUUCUGAAUCAACUGGUCCAGCAAAUUCCAUUGCCAAUGUUAUUCAUGCGUACAGUUUUACAAGCUAUCGGUGCUUUUCCAGCUCUGUCCGACUUCAUCCUGGAGAUCCUCUCUCGUCUUGUUAGCAAACAGAUAUGGAAAUAUCCGAAACUGUGGGUUGGGUUUUUGAAAUGUGUACAGACAACACAGCCUCAAUCAUACAAGGUCUUACUACAGCUUCCUUCACCUCAACUGGGAAAUGCAUUGACUAAAAUCUCAGCAUUAAGAGCUCCACUAACCGCGCAUGCCAGCCAGCCGGAGAUUCAGUCUUCACUUCCAAGGUCUACAUUGGUUGUUCUUGGACUUGUCCCUGAUUCUCAAGGAACACAAACGAGCCAUGUGCAAGCGAAUGAGACUCAAACGAGUCGGGAACAACAGCAACAGCAAGCAAGUGAGUCACAGCAAACGAGCCAGUCUGAGCAAUUUUCUUUACCAUUAAGUCCCUCCAAAACAGAUCACCAGGAACCCAGUCAGGUAGUUGCCAGUCAGUCUCAGAAUAGUCCCAUAGGUACGGGGCGCUCUGAAAUAAGCCAGUCUCAGAACAGUCCCAUAGGUACGGGCGGGUCUGAAAUGAGUCAGUCUCAGAACAGUCCUAUAGUUACAGGCCUGUCUGAAAUGAGUCAGUCUCAGAGCAGUCCGGUAGGUAUGGGCCGGUCUGAAACGAGUCAGUCACAAAGCAGUCCUGUUGGGACUGGCCAGUCUGAAAUGGGUCAGAGCGUACAAGUAUCGGACUCGAGUGCUCCAGCACCAAUGAGCCAUACUCGAACAUCAGACUCUCAAGCGUCAAGCCAGACACAGCGUGAUGAUGAUGAGAAGACAGAGAACACAGCAACCUCUGAGAACGAGGUGACAAAAAGUGAGAAAUCAAAGGAAUCUUCUGAAGAAGAAGAAGAGUGAGUGUAACAUACUAUGACAGAUGUUAAUUUGAAUAAUCUCGACUUGAGAGAGAAGAGGAGCCUCAUAUAAGACUGUUAUGAGCUUAUCAAGGAGAUUCUUAGUAAAUUCAGGUUGCUUCUACUUCUCUGUGUCGGAGAAGAAGAGUGAUUGCAGCCUCGAUCAGGGUGGAAAAUCUUCUUCUUUCCAUGUAUUGUAGCAUUUUUUUUCCUGUUUGAAAAUGAAUUUUGUAGAUUUCAUUAUAGAUUGUGUCAUUAGCGAUUGUAUUGUUUGUGUGCCCCAGACAUUAUUUUCUUGGAUCUCAAUAAAAUUGACCACUAAUAAAAAAAAAGUCCUUUUUUCUUAAAA